Molecule: messenger RNA, 1554 nt
Organism: Pangasianodon hypophthalmus (striped catfish)
Lineage: Eukaryota; Metazoa; Chordata; Actinopteri; Siluriformes; Pangasiidae
Product: C-type lectin domain family 4 member C-like
Exons: 5
Coding region: 145-882 (245 amino acids)
Molecular function (GO): signaling receptor activity
Source: RefSeq, a predicted model, not a curated record
UCCUCAUUUAACAGCAUUACACAAUUAUGAUUUCACUAUUCACCAGCGCAAUAAGUGGCCUGUGUUGUUACAACCUAUACACACAAAGCGGAGGUUGAUGGAUGCAGGCAGAGACACAGUACUUCAGUCUUUUAGAGAUCAGAGAUGUCUGAGCUAGAUUCUGAGUAUGUGAACUACACUGAGAAAAGAGGAGAGCACAGAGAAAUAGUAGUGGAAAUCUAUGACAGUGCAGACACUGUUAGAGGUCAUGACCAUAAAGAAGAAACAGAAGCCACGAGAAAAGAGAAAAGCCUACAGACUGAACACACAGGAGAAACAUGGAGCAGAUGUUACAAACUGACCACAGUGUGUGUGCUGCUGCUGUGUGUUCUCCUACUGACUGGCAUCACGGUGCUGUGGAUCAAAUUCAAUAACGUGAGUACAGAAAAAGACCAGCUACAGACCAGAUACAACAACCUGAUGGAGAACUCCGAACUGCACAGUGCAAUUUCAAAACUUGGAUGGAGAGUUUUCAGAUCGAGCAUUUACAACAUUUCUACUGAAAAGAAGAGCUGGAAUGAGAGCAGAAAGUACUGCAGAGAGAGAGGAGCAGACCUGGUGAUCAUAAACAGCAGAGAGGAACAGGAGUUCAUCAGUAAUUAUACUGGCAGUACUGAAGCUUGGAUUGGUCUGACUGACAGAGAGACAGAGCGGGAAUUUAAAUGGGUGGACGGUAAACCACUGACCACUGCGUUCUGGUGGGACGGGGAACCCAAUGAUUACAACAAUGAGGACUGUGCUAUAACAGGUUAUAGCAAGGCUAAAUCUAACAUAUCGACCUGGGCUGAUUAUCCCUGUAACCACCCUGUAGUCGGGAUUUGUGAGAUGAAAAUAUUUAACUGAGCACAUGAAGGUCAAUAGCUGAAAUUGUGAAUGUGAAGCUUGAGGCUGUACUUCUUUCCCAUUUAUUCUCACAAUAGCAGCUAUCAGGUAGCUUGAAUGAUUCUGUGUAACAUUCAUAAAGCUUGUGUGGAUUUAAAAAGAAGAUAAAACUUACAGUUGGGGUCAUAAGUUUACAUACACCUUGGAAAAUAUUAAUAAUUAUUUUUUUAAAUACUGCCCUGAAUAAGCUUUUUCACAUAGCAGAUGUUUUUAUAUAGUCCACAAGACAAAAUAAUAACUGAAUUUACACAAAUGAACCAGUUCAAAAAUUUAACAACUAUCAAAAGAUGAACAACUAUCACAAAACAUAAAAACAGCCGUUGAUCAUCCAGGUAACACACACUUUCACAAAAACAAAAAAAUUCAGUUAUUAUUGUAUCUUGUGGAUUAUAUGUAAACAUCUGCUAUGUGAACUAGCUUAUUCGGUACUAAAUGAAAAGCACAAUGCAAUUUUUAUGAUCUCUCAUUUUUUUGUAAUUAUUAACAUUUUGCAGAUUCGGCAAGGGGUAUGUAAACUUAUGUAAUUUUACCAACUGUAUUUUACCAAUUACCAACUGUAAUUCUGUUCUGUAAAAGCAUCUUUGAGUAUCUCGCAAAGCGCUCUAUAAAUAAAAUGUAUUAUUAUUAUUAUUA